CUGAAAACAGUGGGACACUGUUUGUCAGCUGUUUCUAUUUACAAUCAAAUUUUUUUGUGCAAAAAAAAAUAUUUUGGGAACAAACAAAAAAUUCUUGAGUGAAAAUUCCAAAUUUUGUGAAUGAAAAUUAUUAAAAGAUUAAAAAUUAACUAAACAAAACAAAUAAAAUGCCGACGUUACUGGAAGCACUCGAAGAAAAAUACGGCUUUGGCGGUUUAACGGAUUGCGACAGCCAAAAAGGAGAACUUGUGUCAAUUUUUGUUCCAAAACUGCCGCCCAGAUUAUCAGUUCCAACGCUGCUCGUCUUGAACGAUUGCAACAUCGACAGUGCCGGCGAGGAAGAACAAAUUAAACAGAAAUGCAAGCUAGUCAAGGAACUGGAUUUGGCGCAAAACAAACUCGAGAACUGGAAUGAGGUUUAUACGAUUCUCGCGCACAUGCCAAGUGUGGAAUUUGUCAAUUUGAGCAUGAACAAGUUGACGGUAACGGCGCCAAUUGAGCCUCCGAUGCCCGUUCAGAUGAAUUCGUUGCGCAGUUUGGUUCUGAAUAACACAAAGUUGGAUUGGUACAGUGUCGAGCAGCUUUUGAGCUUGUUGCCGGUUUUGGAAGAACUUCAUUUGAGCUUGAACGAGUACACGCAUGUCUUGAUCGACACUCAAGACGUUGAUGGAUGCGAAGAUGUUGCGGCAGAAGACUCGCAUGAGGAAGAGGAAGGCGAAAAUUCGCUCGAUUGUAAUUGUCAGCCAGCGGGAAACUAUAAAAGAAGCGACUCGACAAGUUCGAUGUACAAGAAGACAACCGCACACGAAGGCGUCAAAAAGCUCCAUUUAACCGGAAAUUGGUUGGAAGAUUGGUGUGAAAUUGCUCGUGUCGGUCGAAUUUUCCCCAAUUUGGAAGCUCUUGUAUUAGCAGACUGCCCAAUCAAGUCUUUAAUCCCAAACAACUGUGAUAUUGUUAAUGAUAAGGCAACUCCUCACGAGUAUUUUAAAAAACUAGCUUUACUCAACUUAGCGAGCGCUAAAUUAAACACAUGGGAUGAAAUUGAUCGUCUCGCGCAAUUUCCGUCGCUCACAAACUUACGAACUCAAAAUUGGCCUCUUUGGGAAAAAUGUGACUCGACGGAACACGAAAGGCGUCAAUUGCUGAUCGGAAGACUGCCAAAUGUGCAAAUUUUGAAUGGAGGAGGCGUUAUUGGCGUCACGGAACGUGAAGAUGCCGAACGUGCGUUUAUUCGAUAUUAUUUGGAUAAACCUGAGAGUGAUCGUCCUGAAAGAUACGCUGAAUUAGUUGCCAAACACGGGAAAUUGGAUCCUCUUGUAAACAUCGAUUUACGUCCUGAAAAAAGAGUAAAAGUUACGUUUACUUACGGCGAUUCGAGUGAAGAAAGACCUGUGGAUGUUUAUCGAACUGUUUUCGAUUUGAAACACCGCCUCGAACGAAUCGUUGGAAUUCCCGCAUCAAAAAUGCGUUUAUAUUACGUCGAUCAGGAUUAUCGAGACAUUCAAGGCCCCGAAGAGAUGAAAUAUCCCCAAAAGCAGCUCUAUCGUUACAACAUCCGAAGCGGCGACGAAAUUAUCAUCGACGUCAAAAAAUAAAAAUUGCAAAUUUUCUAUUUAAAUAAAAUUAAAUAAAAAUCUUUUAUGUACUGAAUAAUUCGUGCCAAUUAUCGGUCAAUGAUGGUAGUCCUUCCUAAUCCUUAUUUUAAUCAAUUUUAAUUCAAAUUUGUAAAUUAAUUUUGUAAAAAAAAAAAAAAAUAAGAAAGAAGAAAUGUUUGUAGAAUAGAAUUUGGUAGUUCGUAAGGAAUGUAAGAGAAAGUCUUUCAGAGAAAAAAAAUUAGAAUGUUUGUGAUUAUUUUGAGAGUUAUUCAUAUCGAAAAAGAAAAAUAUCAAUCAAUUUAUUUACUAAAUUAACAGUCAGUCUAAAUAAUUUUAAUCGUUUGUCUUAAUCUUAAGGA
This is a messenger RNA of Culicoides brevitarsis, 1954 nucleotides long. It is a transcript of the gene mlt, whose product is annotated as tubulin-specific chaperone cofactor E-like protein. The record is from RefSeq and is a predicted model, not a curated record. Gene Ontology annotation, cellular component: cytoplasm. Gene Ontology annotation, biological process: post-chaperonin tubulin folding pathway; microtubule cytoskeleton organization; tubulin complex assembly. Gene Ontology annotation, molecular function: alpha-tubulin binding. Lineage: Eukaryota; Metazoa; Arthropoda; Insecta; Diptera; Ceratopogonidae. The transcript has 7 exons. Bases 168 to 1595 code for a protein of 475 amino acids.